Messenger RNA from Hemisphaericaspora subhashii, 594 nucleotides. RefSeq lists its product as uncharacterized. The record is from RefSeq and is a predicted model, not a curated record. Gene Ontology annotation, molecular function: nucleic acid binding. Bases 1 to 594 code for a protein of 197 amino acids. The transcript has a single exon. Lineage: Eukaryota; Fungi; Ascomycota; Pichiomycetes; Serinales; Debaryomycetaceae.
AUGCCGGAUAAAGGAGAUAAUAGUUUAUUAAGCUUGCAUCUUAAAUACAACCAUAUGGCAUUAGACUCAUUAAAACAUACUCCAGAAUAUAAGACAUGUAGGGUAACUGAACAAUGCUUAACUGGAAUUAGACAUUGUCCAAUUUGUAGGACAUCCAAUGCUACUCAAAGACCUCAUAAUAAUAUGACAUCCCGUGAAGCUACUAGAAUCUUAGAGAAAAUUCAUUGUGAUACAUUAGGGCCAUUUAAGGGUUUAAGUUUUUUCAGAUCGAGAGACAAGAAAUUAAGUCUUAUUCCUCAAAAAUACUAUAUUACAAAUAUUAUUGAUGAAUUUAGUAAAUACGUGGUUUCAAUUAUUUCAACAACAAAAAGUAUUGGUAAAGUCUUAUUUGAAGAAUUGGAUAUGUUGAAUAAUAAGUUUAGUGGAGUUAGAAUUGCUAAUUUUAGAGCUGAUAAUGCACCAGAAUUAUCUGAUAUUCAAAGUUUUAGAGAUAGAGGAAUAAAUAGAGAACAAGUUCCCUCUUAUUCUGCAGAAUUAUAUGGAAUUGCUGAAAGAAUAGAACUUUGCUUGACGAAAUUAGAAGAUGUAUUUUAG